Seminavis robusta is the source of this 999-nucleotide messenger RNA. NCBI's taxonomy places the organism in Eukaryota, Bacillariophyta, Bacillariophyceae, Naviculales, Naviculaceae. The record is from the annotation of a GenBank genome assembly.
AUGAAGCUAUCUUCUGUUGCUAUCACCGCUUUUGUCAUCCUGGUAGGCGCCAGUUCGACCAACGCCACAUUUUCCAUCGCAGCUGUUGACCAGAGCACUGGGGCGAUGGGAGGCGCCGGUUGUUCCUGUAUCUAUAAUCUGCCUCAGUAUCCACCCAUGCCAUUCACUCUAUAUGAAGCUCUUUAUCAUCCUGUGCCAGGGAAAGGUGUGUUCGUCACACAAGCUCAACCACCCAAAAGCCCCCAUGCAGUCUACAAAGCUGCCACAAAGUCUCUGAAGAACGAUGCAGAACCCAAAGACAUCAUAUCCAAAAUCACAUCUGAUUCUGUGGAUCCUGGAGAAUUCUUCAACACUGGUUUACCCAACAAAGGCGUUCGUCAAUAUGGAAUUGUGGACCUCAAGGGACGAGCGGAUGGAUACACUGGUGACGAAAUUGGUGACCUGAACGUCCUGGAUGGGUUCAACUCAACAAGCGUCCAGGUGUACACGGAAAAGCACUACAGCCCUAACGCGAAUGUGGGCCCAGGAAAGAACUAUGCCUACGUUGCUCAGGGGAACAUUGUUUCUCUCAACACUGUCCAAACCAUGGCCAGUGCGUUUGAACGAGACGAUGGAUGUGAUUUGGCCGGUCGUCUGUUCAACGCGUUGAAUGCAGUCGACGAAGCUAACAAAAAGGCUAACGCAACUGGCACUACCGAAGACAACAAUUUUGAAGGCGAUGUGCGCUGUGAAGAAAUGAAUGGAUAUCCAGGCUAUCAAGCAUUUGUGCAUGUUGAUUUUAAGGACGGUAGUGCUAUGCAUCUCGAGUGGAUUGUCGAGUUCAAUGAUUGGAGCAACAAGCAAGGAAUUGAGGCGAACAACACGAUCAAUCCCUUUGAUAAAUUGAACGAACAGUACAAAGCCUGGCGGGCCGACCACGAUUGCCCCCCUACAUCUGGAAAGGUCCGUCGUCGCGCCAGUGUAGGAAGUGACUUGGGAAAGCCCUGGUUCGGGUGGUAG